CCUUCUUUUCACACCAAGCUGUGUCUUCUGCAACUGUCAGGAGUGGUGGCUCUUCUUGGAAGCGCUUGAAAAAUACACCGGUCCCAGUUUGGAAGAUGGGUUGCAGACAUCCAGCCUGGAAUUGCCACUUGACGCAGGCGGAGAUGGCUCACACGUGCCGAGGCACCAUCAACCUGUCCACGGCCCACAUCGACACGGAGGACUCGUGCAACAUCGUGCUGUCCAACGGGGGCAGGACCUAUCACCUGAAGGCCAACUCGGAGGUGGAGAGGCAGCGCUGGGUCACGGCCCUGGAGCUGGCCAAGGCCAAGGCCAUCCGCAUGCGGAACAACCAGUCAGAUGACUCGGGUGACGAGGAGCCCGCCUCGCAGUCAGACAAGAGCGAGCUGCACGGCCCCCUGAAGACCCUGUCGAGUAAGCUGGAGGACCUGAGCACUUGCAAUGAGCUGAUUGCCAAGCACGGCGCGGCCCUGCAGCGCUCGCUCAGCGAGCUGGAGAACCUGCGCCUGCCGGCCGACAGCGGAGAGAAGAUCAAGGCGGUGAACGAGCGCGCCACGCUCUUCCGCAUCACCUCCAAUGCUAUGAUCAACGCCUGCCGCGAUUUCCUGGACUUAGCCGAGAGCCACAGCCGGAAAUGGCAGCGGCUGCUGCAGCAUGAGCGGGAGCAGCGGAUCCGGCUGGAGGAGACCAUCGAGCAGUUAGCCAAGCAGCACAACAGCUUGGAGCGCGCCUGCCGCGGGGCACCCGGCCUGGCCUCGGGCACUGCCAGCAUCUCCAGCACUGCCAAGGCAGGGAGUGUGCAGUCUGCCAAAGGAGAGGCCAGUGAUGAAGAUGAGGAGACAGAGUACUUUGAUGCCAUGGAGGAUGCACCAGCUUUUAUCACUGUAACCGCAGACCCCAAGCACCACAGGCGUUCAGGCAGCAACCUGAGCGGGGCCAGCGAGGGCCACCCCGAGGACUGGAACCUGGAGGACAGCGUCUUCGAGAGUUCAAAUCAAAGCAGCUACAAUGAGUCCAUGGGCAAAGAUCUCCUGCCGAGGAAAAGGAGACGGACUCGCAUUCCCGACAAACCCAACUACAGCCUUAACCUCUGGAGCAUCAUGAAGAACUGCAUUGGCAAAGAGCUCUCCAAGAUCCCCAUGCCCGUAAACUUCAACGAGCCCCUGUCCAUGCUGCAGCGGCUCACGGAGGACCUGGAGUACCAUGAGCUGCUGGACAAGGCAGUGAAGUGCGAGAGCUCCACGGAGCAGAUGUGCUUUGUGGCCGCCUUCUCCGUGUCCUCCUACUCCACCACUGUCCACCGCACUGCAAAGCCAUUCAACCCCCUCCUGGGGGAGACCUACGAGCUGGACCGCCUGGAAGAGCUGGGAUUCCGCUCCCUCUGCGAGCAGGUGAGCCACCACCCCCCAGCAGCCGCCCACCACGUGUACUCCAGGAGAGGGUGGACGUUGUGGCAGGAGAUCACCAUCGCCAGCAAGUUCAGGGGCAAAUACCUCUCCAUCAUGCCACUGGGCGCCAUCCACCUGGAGUUCCACUCCAGCGGGAAUCACUACGUCUGGAGGAAAGUCACCUCCACUGUGCACAACAUCAUCGUGGGCAAGCUCUGGAUCGACCAGUCUGGUGAAAUAGAGAUUGUUAACCAUAAGUCCAAAGAUAAAUGCCAGCUGAAAUUUACCCCCUACAGCUACUUCUCCAGGGAUGUCCCCCGCAAGGUGACAGGGGUGGUGAGCGACGCCGAUGGCAAAGCCCACUACGUCAUGUCCGGCACGUGGGAUGAGAAGAUGGAGUGCUCCAAGAUUGUCCACAGCAGCCAUGGCAGCACCAGCACCGAGGGCAAGCAGAAAACUGUCUAUCAGACACUGUCCCCAAAGGUCCUGUGGAGGAAGUACCCGCUGCCGGAAAACGCAGAGAACAUGUAUUUCUUCUCGGAGCUGGCGCUGACGCUGAACGAGCCCGAGGAGCGCGUGGCGCCCACGGACAGCCGGCUGCGCCCCGACCAGCGGCUGAUGGAGAGCGGCCGCUGGGAUGAGGCCAACGUGGAGAAGCAGAGGCUGGAGGAGAAGCAGAGAGCCGUGCGCCGGCGCAGGGAGGCCGAGGCCGUGGAGGCCCUGGAGGAAGGGAAGGACUACGAGGGGUACAUCCCGCUGUGGUUCGAGCGCAAGGUGGACGCCGUCACCGGGGAGCUGAUCUGUGUCUACAAGGGCGGCUACUGGGAGGCCAAGGACAAGCAGGACUGGAGCGCGUGCCCCGACAUCUUCUGAGCCCCUCAGUGCUCCGGGGCCAGCCCUGGGACAGCAGCACAGCCCGAGGGACAGCCAGGACACGCCGGCAGCGUCCCACCGGGCCGACACAGUCAAUACACACAGAGAUCCAAACAGGGAUUCCAAACCUAUUUUUUUAUGCACUAAUAAAUAGCAUCCUUUUUUUUUUUUUAAAUUUUUUUUUGUUUGUUUUUUUUGUUUUGUUUUGAUUUUUUUUUUUUAUAAUGAUGGCUUUUCCAGUGACUGCUCAGGAGUGAGGACACGUGGAGCUGGGUUGGGUUUAGGAUGUUCAUUGCCGUCAGGAGUUGCUGCCUAUAUCCUCCAGCGCCUCGGCUCCGGCGGCCGAGACGUCGACUUCCAAAGAUGCCUGGGGUAUGGGAAUGCUGUGCUUGUGUGAACUCUUCUCUUUGCCAUUUUUUUUCUUUUUUUGUUUUUUGGACCCCAUUUCUGUGUGGACUUUAUGGAAUUAUUUUUUUAUAAAAACAAAUCCUGCUCCUGGUUCAGGUUUCCUUCAAAGACGGACACGAACAACUCUGCUUGGAAAACUGUCCCCAGGAGCUUGAUCCCAGAGGCUCUUGGUGGUUCCACAGUGCCCAGUCAUCCCAGUAACACCCACUAGGAUAUUUCAGCUGGUGACUUUGGGGUUUUUGAUGUGGUUUUUGUUUUUUUCAAGAGCGUUGGAGGCACUUCCCCACAGUCUGAUGUGUUCAGGCAAAGCUUGGGCCUGUCUUUAUCAUGUGGGAGUGGUUUGAGUGAAGUUUGCUUUGGUUUUCCUGCAACCACAUCCGAAGGGAGAAAUGGCCUCAGCGAGGCUGGGAGUGCCAGGCUGGUGCAGUGAAGAGUUUUUAUCCCAGAGAUGCUUCUGGCUCCGUGUCCCUGCUCCAUAUCCCUGCACACAGGGGCUGGCUCUCCAUGCUGGCUUUUCCAUCGGUGUCUCCUGCUGAGCUGUGCCUGAUGUUGGGUGGGAGAGGAGGGAAGAGAUGCUGUGAUCCCACUGGGAUGGAGCCUCGGUCCUGCAUCUCCCACCCUGUUCAGCCAGACAGGCCUGGGCACAGGCUGAGGCUGGAGGCUCCCUGCAUCCCAGCUCCUGCUCCUGGCUCCUGUUCCUCUCCUCCCUCGUCCUCUCCCUGGCCUCUCCCUGCAGCAGUUCCAGUUUGGCAGGGCAGGGAACCCUUUGUCCCCUCACCCCUCCUGACCCUGCCCAGCCCUGGAUGCACCGGGAGAAGUGGAGCGAGCUCUGCUGGUGGCAGGUGAGGAUCAGGAGCACCGAGGGAAGCAGGAGGUGGCAGCACCCCAAACACGGGAUCUGCUGGGCCAGGGAGUAGCAGGAGCACCUGGAGAUCUGCACUGGCCCUGCUGGAUCCCAUUUUUGCUGUCUCCUUCUCCCAUCCUCCAUCAUAUCACACUGACCCUGCCUCCGGGGCCGCCCCGGGCCGGGCUCGUCACACCCACGUGGAAGUUAAUUAGCAAUAACGAACCUUGAGGCAAUGGUAACUGGAAUAUCCAGGCUGCACACGGGACACUUAUGCAAUCAGGUUCCUCAUCCAUCAGUCUCCUGAUCAGCUUCCAGCACUUCCAUCCCUGUGAUCCCCACAAUGUACAGUCCCCACGGCCCUGGACCGUGGUGCGGGGCAGCCCCCACUGCUCUCAGUGCACCCUUUAAUCUUAUUUAUUUGCUUCUAAUUUAUACAUAUAUAUAUAAAAUAUAUAUAUAUAAAAUUAUUUUGCUUAAAUUUCUAUGGUACACAAUAGAUGAAAAAUGAUGAAGACAGAGGUGUCUGUCUGAGUUUUUACAGCACAAGUACGAUUCCCCUUGGCUCAUCCCCGAGCUCGGGUGGUAGUGGAAUGAUUCCCAUUGCAGGGAAGCUCCAAAGCUGGAUCCUGUAGCAUGGAAAAGGUGUUCCAGAGACAUUCCCAUCUGGAAAUGAUGAGUCUGUGGUCUGAGGAGCGGCACUGGGGAUUCCUGGGAGUGGGGUGCUCCAGGCUGCUUCCCAAUGUCCUGAGAGUUGCUGCUCCGGAAUGUUCCCUCCUUCCUGGAGCUUUGCCCUGGCUUGGGAAAGCUGAUCUUAAAUGAUCCAGUCUGGGAUUCAGCCUGUGGAGAGCUGCCUGUGUCCUGGCCCCGGGUGUCCUACCUGGGAGAGGGAGGAUGCUCCCACUGAUCCCUGAUGCCGCUGCCUUGGCUUGUGGCAGCCCCGAAGUGUCCCGGGGGAUUUGUCCCACACGAGGCCUGGGCCGGGUCCGUGAUGGAGCUCUUCAGAAUGCCUUAUUUUCCUUUUUGCUGUGUCAAUGCAAGCGUCACCCGGGAGCUUGGAGCAGGGAGAAGCUCCAGCACAGGCUGUUCCCAAGCUGGAUCGGGGUGUUCCCGGGCAGAGCAGAGCAGGGAGUGGGAUUUUGCUCCCAAAGUGCUGGCACCGAGGGUCCAGCUGGUCCUGAGGGGUCCCCUGUGCUGUGCCCCCCUCUGUGUCCAUCUGGGAAUGCCCAUCACUGACCCUGCACAGCGGGGGGAGCACGAGGAGCACCCCAAACCAGAAAUCCCCUGGAUUUUAGGCUAAUGGAAAAAAUUGCUCCAUCUUCCAGAAAUCAUCUUGUCAGCAGCACUUAACCAGAGCACCAUCUCCUGGUCCUUCUGUUCCUCCUCGAGGAUUUUAAUGUCAUUCCACUGUAAAUGCUGUUGAAUGUAUUUUCUUUUUGAACAAUAAUAUAUUGUGAGUGAUCCCUCUUCUCCUACACGGAAAUAAAACUUGGAUUCGGGAGUUUUAAAA
Molecule: messenger RNA, 5023 nt
Organism: Cyanistes caeruleus (blue tit)
Lineage: Eukaryota; Metazoa; Chordata; Aves; Passeriformes; Paridae
Gene: OSBP2
Product: oxysterol binding protein 2
Cellular component (GO): plasma membrane; perinuclear endoplasmic reticulum; cytosol
Molecular function (GO): cholesterol binding
Source: RefSeq, a predicted model, not a curated record